GUGGUUAAUUAAUUAAUACUACAGUAUACUAUGGCACAUCAUCAUUUUUGGGUUAUUAUUAUUGGGCGCAUUUUGCAGAAUUCCGUGAAAGAAAAAUAAAAAAUGGAGAGGUCAAGUCUUGUAAUGAAACUCGGAGAUGGACCUGAUAGCUACUUCAGAAACUCCAAGUGGCAGGAAAGUGCUUUAGGCAAGGCGAAGAGCCUGCUGGCUGACGGUAUCCUAGGCUCACUUCAAGUGCCUAAAGAUGGGCAAGUCUUCGCCAUUGCAGAUUUCGGAUGUUCGGUUGGUCCUAAUACGUUCUCGUGCAUUGACAUCAUCAUAGACGCAGUGAAGCAUAAAUACCAGACCGAGGAGGUCGAUCCGGUCCCUGAAUUCCAGGCCUUCUUUAACGAUCAAGUCGACAACGAUUUCAACACACUGUUCAAGAGACUUCCCCAUGACAGGGGAUACAUGGCGGCGGGAGUUCCGGGAUCUUUUCACGGCCGUCUGUUUCCCAAGUCAUCCAUCCAUCUGAUGACCACCAAUAUGAGUGUCCAUUGGUUGAGCAAAGUCCCCGAGGCGGCGAGGGAGCCAGCGGGAGGUGCCCUGUUCAACAAAGCGAGGAUCACGUACGCCAGGAGCUCGGAACCAAUCACUCAAGCUUUCAGGGAUCAAUUCUACAGUGAUAUGAAAACUUUCCUCAAUGCCAGGUCACAGGAAUUAGCCCCUGGUGGACUCCUAGCGAUUCUGGUUCCUGGCAGACCCGAAGGGACUUCGCCUUCGGAAUCGAUUCAGAUACAACUCCUCGAGUGUUUAGGUGAUGCACUUGCUGAUAUGGUGAAAGAGGGUAUAAUAAGUGAAGAUUUGAUAGAUUCUUUCAAUAUUCCCUGUUUUAUGCCCAUGGCUUCGGAAAUGGAAGAGAUUGUAGCCUCGAGUGGGACUAAUUUCAGCAUCAAAACCCUGGCAGAGUUGCAUAUUCCCACAGAUGUUAGAAACUCCAAAGCGGAGCUCCAGGUUGUGACCUCCUACACCAGGGCAAUCACGGAUUGCGUCUUCUCCCAACACUUCAGUCCUCAGGUGGUUGAUGAAAUCUUUACAAGGUUUCCGGACAAGCUCCAAAAUCUAUUCAAGGACCCACGUUUUGCUCAGGUUGAUAGGUGGGAAUCCCUCUUCACACUGCUGGCGCGCGUUUAGUUAGUUUAUUAUUGUGCUCAAAUUAGACUGAGAGUUUUUGGUGUCCCUGGGAUUUGGGUUAAUGUUCUUCCGGAGGACCCCAAGUGUGUUUGUUUUCGAAUUUUCAAUAAGCAACUUAUAACUGUAAUACUGUUUCUGUUCUGAAAUUCUCCAAAGUUGUGUCUGCCGUGGCAGAGUCAGCAAGAAAUGUACUGUGUACUCUGUAGCAUAUUUUUCCCUUUUACACUCAGUUUAAUAAUCAAACAAGCGAUUUACAUCCAAACAAUUCAAUUUUUUACCCUUCCAAUAGCUGAGAGUAUA
Molecule: messenger RNA, 1473 nt
Organism: Oldenlandia corymbosa var. corymbosa
Lineage: Eukaryota; Viridiplantae; Streptophyta; Magnoliopsida; Gentianales; Rubiaceae
Source: the annotation of a GenBank genome assembly